Bufo bufo (common toad) is the source of this 3258-nucleotide messenger RNA. RefSeq names its product interleukin 1 receptor associated kinase 3 (gene IRAK3). NCBI's taxonomy places the organism in Eukaryota, Metazoa, Chordata, Amphibia, Anura, Bufonidae. Gene Ontology annotation, molecular function: ATP binding; protein binding; protein kinase activity. The record is from RefSeq and is a predicted model, not a curated record. Bases 23 to 1462 code for a protein of 479 amino acids. The transcript is spliced from 10 exons. Gene Ontology annotation, biological process: signal transduction; protein phosphorylation.
UGAGCGCCUCUCCUCAGACUGGAUGGACUUCCGUAAAAUUGAGAGGUGUGCUGAACAAGGUAAAAGCAGAACAAAGGAACUGCUAUGGAGCUGGGCACACAAAAAUAAGACCAUUGGUGAUUUGCUGGAAGUUCUUCAUGAAAUGGGACAUCAGAGAGCAAUCACUUUAUUCAAAGAGACAAAUGUCCUGUCGCGUGUGAGUUUUAAGGAGAUUACAGAAGCAACUCAUAACUUCCAUAAAGACUUCUUGAUUGGAGAAGGACACUUUUUUGACAUCUUCAAAGCAGAAGUUAAGAAAGAACUAUAUGUUGUAAAGGUGCUAAAACAGAAGAAUCAAGACGUAGAUCAGGAAACACUAAACCAUUUUAUGUCAAAAUUGAAAACUUUGCCCAGAGUUCAACACGUGAAUAUUAUAAAAUUGGUUGGAUGUAUCACUAUGGAAGGAUUUUCAUGUUUGGUCUACCCAAAUAUGACCAAUGGAUCGCUCUUUCGCAGACUACAUUGUGCUAACAGCACUACUCCAUUGCCUUGGCAAAUAUUGUACAAUAUUCUGGUUGAUGUAGCACAUGCCAUUUACUAUCUGCAUACAAUGAACCCUUCUCCAGUUACAUGUGGGAACAUAACCAGCAAAAAUAUAUUGCUCGAUCAGCAUUUUCAAGCAAAGCUCUCAGACUUUGCCAUGGUCCAUUUGAGAUCUUACCAAAUAAAUCACAUUUACACCAUAAAGAUGGAUUAUGCCACACUACAGUUCCUGGGAUACUUGCCAGAGGAGUACAUUAGGAGGGGAGAACUGUCACCAAAAACUGAUGUGUACAGCUAUGGAGUUGUAAUAAUGGAAGUGUUAAGUCAAUAUCAAGCUGUUCUUAAUGGAUCCAAAACAACAUAUCUGAGAGACGUGAUUUGGAAUCAAGUGGAUAAAAGUGGUGUUGAAUCUCUCCUCCAGUUUGUGGAUAGGAAAACGAAAAACUGGCCUGCUGGCGUUGUACACAAACUUUUGGGUAUAUCUGUUGAAGCUACUUCACUGCGUGCGAAGCAGAGACCCACAAUGGAAAUGGUUUUGGAAAUUAUUAAAAGCUGUAAGAGUGCUGAAAAGUACACUGAAGAUCGGCCCAAGCCACUCAUGUCAGUUCCACCGUGUCCUUGUCCACCACCCUGGAGCCAUUCCAAUGUUCCAGUUGAAAGUGAUGAAAACCUGGAUAGUUAUUUUAGCUGGCCUGAAAGAAAACGAAACGUCAUAAUCCCAUGUGAAUCCAGCCAGUCAGAAGUGACAUACUUAAGAGGCUCCAGGAAAUGUACAAGUGCAGAAAAUGUUAUAUGUACACCAAUGCAUAGCAGAAAUCCAUUGCAGAUGAGUGACCAACCUUAUACAAGCAGGCCGGUAGAGUGUAGCUGCUAUCCAGGACCAGACAGCACAUCAUACUGUGAAGAGUGUCUCACAAAUGGUUUUGGCCAAGCAAAAUAAAUGAUGAAAAAUUAAUGUAGAAUAAGAGAUAAUACAUUACAGCCAUUAAUACCCACACAUUUAUAUGACAAGUAUAAUUAGAUGUACAAAAGGGUUAUCAAUCUCAUUCCUCUUUUUACCUUCCAUGGUCUUAUUUAAAACCUUUUUUAUCAUCUGUACAUUACUGAAUUGAUGACCAUUUAGAAGACAUCUUAAAUCUUAUUAUGUUGAUGACUUUUGUAUAAUGCAUUAAAGGGUUUAUGGGAGUAGAAUAUUGAUGCUCUAUCUAUAUAUCUAUUAAUUCAUCUGAAGGAUAGGUCAUCAACAUCUGAUUGAUGGGGUCCAACACCUGACAACGUCACCGAUCAGCAGCUGGAAGAGGCCAUGGUGCUCCGGUGAGUGCUGCGGCCUCCUUACAACAUGCUGAGCACGUCACUGUGACUGAUGAACGUGACAACGCUGGUCUAUUAAGGGGCCGCAACACUCACCGAAACGCUGCAGCCUCUGCACACAGGUGAUCGGCAGAGAUGCCGGAAGUUGGAACCCAACCGAUCAGAUAUUUAUGACCUAUCCUCAAGAUAGGGCAUCAAUAUUUUACUCCUCUAACUAUGUGUAUCCAUGAUGAUAUUUAUUGCCUAUGCCAGUCCACUGUCUAUGCUUGAGGUUUAGUGACAAGUAUUUCCAUAUUGGAUUAUUUUUUUACCUUCUUAUACAAAUAUACUUUAUAAAAAUAGUUUUGCAGCAUAUAAGUUAUAAUAGGCUCUUGAUUAAUAUGUAAUUAUCUGUAUUUCAUCUAAGAAUAAUUGUUUAAGGCGGGUUUACAAGGCCCAGUUGUUGGACCAAUUAUAACAGGCCUAUGUAAUUGUGUUGCCGAUCACCCGAUGAACGACCAAACGCUCAUUCUUCACAUGAAAUGAUAUUUCAUGCAGCACAUUAAAUUAUUGUUUCUUGGUUUGCCGCCCAGAAACAAUGAAUCUAUAUGAGGAUGAGCAACUGUAGUAGCCAUCGCUCGUCCCCAUGCAGUGGAGGGAUUGCUGCAUGCAGGAGUUAUUAGGAAGGUAAGGUCCCUUCCUAAUAAUUGCCUGUUAGGCCUGGCAGUGUGAAUGCAUCUUUAGAAGUAUGCAGCUACAUACUGAUGAAGUAGGAUGUGAAUAAUCGGUGUAGCAUCCAUGAGCUCAUUGGCAAAUACCCAUAGCAUUUUUAGAAAUUGGGCUUCUGGCCAGGUCACAUUGACCCAACCAAAAGUGGCAGUGGUGGGCAAAGAUUUGGUGUCAAAGGGGUUCUCUAGGAAAUAAUAAUGAUGACCUAUGCUCCAUCAGCGGGGGUCCAAGUCUCCACACCAUCACCAAUGGUGAUUUUUCAGGAAGCCGCGACGCUCACUGGAGCUCUGGUGAGUGCCGUGGCCUCCCGGCAGCUUACUAAAUACAGUACAGUACAUUGUAUAGCAGCUGUGCUUGGUAUUGCAGCUCAGACCCAUUGACUUGAAUGGGGCUGAGCUGUAACUAUGCUAUGUGACUAAUGUACUGUUACGUCUGUCACUGGCCUCUUAUAACAGCUGAUCGGUGGGGGUCCUUGGUCGCAGACCCCUUCCGAUCUGAUAUUGAUGAUCUAUCUUCAGGACAGGUAUUCAAUAUUUUUUCCCAGAUAACCCUUUUAAGAAGGUAUAAAAACAUAUGAAAACUAUGCACCUGUUAAGUCGAGGUAGUGAAUGUUUACUGUAUCUAUUAUCAUUUUUCGUUGGUUCUCUUGGGUCCAUUCACACGUCCGUAAUUUGGGUCCGCAUUCAUUCCGCAAUUUGCGGACCCAUUCACUUUCAA